Messenger RNA from Acipenser ruthenus (sterlet), 1777 nucleotides. It is a transcript of the gene cimip2c, whose product is annotated as ciliary microtubule inner protein 2C. The record is from RefSeq and is a predicted model, not a curated record. The coding region runs from base 86 to 565 and encodes 159 amino acids. Lineage: Eukaryota; Metazoa; Chordata; Actinopteri; Acipenseriformes; Acipenseridae. The transcript has 4 exons.
CUGAUAGAUAGGGGGGUAGGUCUGCAACACCCAUUUAAAAACUGUCAGUAACUAAGGUAUAUAUAUUUUCUGACAAGGGCAAGGUAUGGCCUCCAGAAGCGCAGGGACUCUCAUUACACACAACAAUGCAACCUACAGACCACCAGCUCUCAUGCCCGGAUACCGCGGCUAUGUGCCAACUGCAAAGUUUACGUAUGGUGACACAUAUGGAAACACCACUCUGAAGAGCUUUCAGGAUUUUCGUUCUCACGUAUUAAAGACAAGCCAGAGCCCGUACAGCACUGGAGGCCACUACCCAACAAUGUACUCUCAUGACCCCUCACUGGUGAUCGCCAGCAGAUCCCGGGACAGAGACAGGAUGCUUCUUGCCCCAUACGUGUCCAAAAACAAUAUGGAUUCCGACAGGCAGCAGGUGCUUACACAGUUUGAAAAGAUGGCUCAGAAACACAUGGUCAGCUACAAUGACAAAACUGGAACAGUGCAGCCGGUGAAGUACUUCAUUCUGCCCAUCGGUGAGGGAGAAGGGUUCCCACAGCGUCAAGAUAUGUAUCUUGGUUCUCAAUAAUUUCUGAAAAUAAGAAUGAAAAACAAGAUCGGGUGGUGAAUAUCGUCAAAAUAUCAUCAAAAAGAAAAAAUGCUGAAAAUUGCUGUUGAAAGCCAUAGCAUGAAAAAAAAUCUCUAACAUUUAUAAAGGGAACUGACAAAACAUUAAACAACAAAAAAAACACUUUUAAAUUACAAUUACUAAAAGAAACUUACAUUCUAUGACAAACGUUUUGACUAGAAGUCGUUUUAUAUGACUUCCAAUCAAAACAUUUGUCAUUCAAUUUAAAAGUUUAAUUUAGUAAUUCUAAAUUCAGUACUAUAUUGUGUUUAAUAGUUAUAGAGUCUUAAAAAAACCAGAAGCUUUCAAGCUUUGUGAAAAGGUCCUGAUAAUGCAUAUACAGUGCAUUACAUUAAAAAUAAGCAGACAUAACAGGGCAUCCCCAAGCUUACAAUUAACUUUUACAUGCAAUUUCCACUUUCAUCUUUGUGAAAAUGUCAAAAUCACAUGUUUUUGUGUAACAUCAUUACUGUAUAACAUCAUGGUAUAUACCGUACCUGUACCAGUGUUUUAUGCAAUUUCCAUGGUUGUUUAUGAAAAAAUCCAGAAUUCAUGUUUUUUUUUUGUAUCUCAUGUUCUUGUUUUCAAAAAUGCCUCACAGCCACAAGUUAAAAAAAAAAGUAAGAAAAAAAAAAAAAAAGUACACAAACAAUUGCAUCUGAACAUCUUAAACUCAAAUGAUGUUCAUACCUGUGAUGAAAGUAUGAUUUUAUUUCUACAGAAUAUUGAACAAUUGUUCAGACAAGUGUGACUGCAGCUUGGUCACAUUUGCUUCUCUGCUGUGUUUUGUUGGACUGUAUAUCGAAGCUACUGUCAGGAUCCUGUACAUGAUUCCGGUGGUACAGGUUUUUUUCAAUCUAAUCGUAAUCAAUUCUAGUUACACUUCAAUCGUCAAUACUGAAUUGAUUCUAAAUUUAGUAAAUUGUAUAUCAAAGAUGGCCAUCAUUUUGGGAACAGCAGCAUACAUAUAUACUAUUUAACUGUAUUGAAAAUUGUGUGUAAUAGUUUCUCUUAAGUGUGACAGCAGCAUUAUAAAGGGGGAGCACUACAAUGUACUGUAUGUACAUGGGAAAAUUUAAUUGUUUGGGUAUGCCAUAUAAUAAUGAUGAGUUUUUGAAAAUCAUGGAUGUUAUGCCUCUAAUAUCAGUUUGUUCCUCAAUAAAAAUUAUGUAU